UUAGAAAGAUCGUUGGCUAGUAAUGUUUAUCAAGUUCACUUCUUGCCCGAAGAAGACAUCGUAAGAGAAAUGCAUUUGUGUAACUCCAUAUUCAUAGUCCAUCGUGGCAAAGUUGUAGUGUCAAAGGGAGAUGAAAAAUUAUUUACUCUCAAAAAGGGUUCCAUAUUUGGCCAGCUUAGUGGACAUGUGAUUCGUCCAAUUCGUAUCACCGCCCAAUCAGUAGAACACACGGAUCUGCUUCAUAUUACUAUUAAGCAAUUUCAAGACAUAAUCAGCGAUGAAGUAAGACAAAAUAUCAGCGACAAUCCUCAAUCACGGUUCGAUUUUAUGGCUGUAAAAAAACCUGGCGCAGAUAAUCCGUAUAAUUCAAUAGAGUAUAUUUUGCGAGAACGCAAAACUAUUAAGCUACCUAUGGAAGUUCAAGUACUUAACAAUAGAUGCGUGAAGAAAUAUAUAAGAUUCAAAAGAUUAUUUAGCUGGUGGUACGGUCUAGAUAUUGCAUCUUUAUUACUUCCAUUAUUAACUUUUGUUACCGAUGAUACGUCGUUCCUGUUGGCAAGAUUAUUAAGGAUACAUUCUGUGUGUUUAUAUCAAAGACAUUUUUGCAGAAACUUUCAGACUAGAUAUGCUCCAGUAUUAGUGAAAUUUGUUAUGGUGGUGCUACUAUUGCAUGCAUUUACUUGUGGAUGGAUAAUCAUCGCAUGCGGUUCACGGAAAAAUAAUGAAUUUCCAGUGACUAUUCCGGAAUUGCCACAUAAUAUAUCUAUGACAGUAAAUCCUGAUGAAUGGACUGAUCCACGCUUUCGGAAUAAUGGAUGCCCUCGAUGUACUAAAACAUUUAACUCUGGAACUAAUGACAUCAUUAGCUUUUUAGUACCUACUGAAUGGUAUGCUGAUUAUCUUGUUGCAUUAGCGUAUAUAGUGAUUACUCAUACUCAUACGAACAUGGACACAGAAAUAACAUCGUACUUGAAGGGGAUAUAUAUCCAUGUAUGUACUUUAUACAUGAAGGUGAAGUUGAAAAAUGGUAUACUGAUACAUCGUGGUGGACCUUGUUUACUUACGUUACUAUGAUUGGCAAGAUCUUCUCGACAGUUAUCCGAAUAUAAAAAACGAUCUCUAU
Pectinophora gossypiella (pink bollworm) is the source of this 1123-nucleotide messenger RNA. RefSeq lists its product as uncharacterized. NCBI's taxonomy places the organism in Eukaryota, Metazoa, Arthropoda, Insecta, Lepidoptera, Gelechiidae. Bases 70 to 1074 code for a protein of 334 amino acids. The transcript is spliced from 9 exons. The record is from RefSeq and is a predicted model, not a curated record.